GCAAGGUGAAUUUCCGCGGCAGCGGCGGGGGAGCGGGCUCGGCUCGGGCGCUGCCGCCGGCUUUUGGAGCGGCUCCGCCAAGGGCCGCGGAGGAGGGUCCCUCGGCCGACCCCGACCCCGGCUCCGGCUCCGGCUCCCCCUUCACCCAGAGUGCCUGGAUGCUGGAUGGAGUAGAUGAGCGGAGGAAGAGGGAGCGCACAGAGGCUGAGAGGCUCUCGGAGACCGGGACCGGGGGAGACAGGCGGGCGGCUGGCUUCCCCCUCCGGGGCUGAAUAUGGAUUCCCGAGCCCUCGGGGGCUUCACGCUGCUGCUCUUCAGUUUUGGGCACCUGGGAUUAACUGCAACAAAUUAUAAUUGUGAUGAUGCAUUGGUAUCUUCCUUACCUUCAACAUCCCUUACCAGUUCCUCUGAGCUCUUCAGUACUCACAGUCCCAGCUUUGCAAAGCUCAACAGGCGAGAUGGAGCUGGUGGCUGGUCCCCGUUGGACUCAGAUGAGCAGCAGUGGCUGCAGGUUGAUCUGGGAGACAGAGUGGAGAUUGUCGCGGUCGCUACCCAGGGCAGGUACGGGAGCUCAGACUGGGUAACCAGCUAUACGCUGAUGUUCAGCGACACUGGCCGCAACUGGAAACAGUACAGACAAGACGACACCAUCUGGGUUUUCACAGGGAACAGCAAUGCUGACAGUGUGGUUCACCACAAAUUUCUGCACUCCAUGAAAGCCCGCUUCUUGCGCUUCAUCCCUCUGAAGUGGAAUGUCGGUGGGCGAAUAGGACUGAGAGUUGAGGUCUUCGGCUGCUCCUAUAAGUCAGAUAUUGCAGACUUCGAUGGCAGAAGCUCACUCCUCUACAGGUUCAAUCAGAAGCUUAUGAGCACAUUCAAAGAUGUGGUUUCCUUGAAAUUCAAGAGCAUGCAGGGAGAUGGAGUCUUAUUCCAUGGAGAAGGACAGCGUGGAGACUACAUUACUUUGGAACUGCAGAAAGGGAAGCUCUCCUUGCACAUCAACCUGGGGGACUCCAACCUGCACUUCAGUAACAGCCACACAUCCGUCACCCUGGGCAGCCUCCUGGAUGAUCAGCACUGGCACUCAGUUCUCAUAGAGCGUUUCAACAAGCAAGUGAACUUCACGGUGGACAAGCACACCCAGCACUUCCGAACAAAGGGGGAUUCAGAUCACUUGGAUAUUGAUUAUGAGCUCAGUUUUGGAGGGAUUCCCGUCCCGGGGAAACCAGGAACCUUUCAGAGGAAAAAUUUCCAUGGAUGCAUUGAGAACCUUUAUUACAACGGAGUCAAUAUAAUUGACCUGGCAAAGAGACGCAAACCUCAGAUCUAUACUGUGGGGAACGUGACCUUUUCUUGCUCAGAACCACAAAUUGUUCCUAUCACCUUUGUCAGCACCAGUCGAAGCUACUUGCUACUACCUGGCACUCCUCAAAUUGAUGGUUUGUCAGUCAGCUUCCAGUUUCGAACAUGGAAUAAAGACGGCUUACUUCUAUUCACCGAAUUGUCUGAAAAUUCAGGACCCCUCUUGGUUUACCUCCAUGGUGGGAGACUUACACUACUUAUUCAGAAGGAGACAGAGAACCCAGUGGAAAUCAGUGAAGGCACCAAUCUCCACGACGGGCUUUGGCAUUCUGUUGACAUCAAUGCCAGAAGACAUCGCAUUACCUUGACACUGGAUAACAAUGCUGCCACUGCUAGCCACGCAACCACUGUCUCAAGGAUCUACUCUGGGAACAGCUACUAUUUUGGAGGGUGCCCUGACAAUUUCACUGAUUCCCAGUGUUUAAAUCCCAUUACUGCUUUUCAAGGCUGUAUGAGGCUCAUCUUUAUUGAGAACCAGCCCAAGGACCUCAUUUUGGUUCAGCAAGGCUCCCUGGGGAAUUUUAGUGAUUUACACAUUGAUCUGUGUGGCAUCAAAGACAGAUGUUUACCCAACUACUGUGAACAUGGAGGAAAAUGCUCUCAGUCCUGGACCACCUUUUACUGCGAUUGUAAUGAUACAGGCUACAUGGGAGCUACCUGUCAUAACUCUAUCUAUGAAAAAUCUUGUGAGGCUUACCGACACCAAGGGAAGACAUCAGGUUUCUUCUACAUCGAUUCUGAUGGAAGUGGACCACUUGGACCACUCCGUGUUUUUUGCAAUAUAACAGAAGAUAAGAUCUGGACUGCAGUGCAGCACAACAACACAGGGCUAACCAGAGUCCAGGGAGCUGAUCCGGAGAAGCCAUACACCAUGUCCUUUAACUACAACAGCAGUGCGGAGCAGCUUGAAGCCAUGAUAAACAGUGCAGAGUACUGCGAACAGGAGGCAGCCUACCACUGCAAAAAGUCACGUCUCCUGAAUACCCCGAAUGGAAUGCCAUUUGCUUGGUGGGUUGGCCGUGCCAAUGAAAAGCAUCUUUACUGGGGAGGAUCUCUUCCGGGCAUUCAACAGUGUGCAUGUGGACUGGAAGAAAGUUGUCUGGAUAUGAGAUAUUUUUGCAACUGUGACGCAGAUAGAGAAGAAUGGACAAAUGAUACCGGCCUUCUUGCUUUCAAAGACCAUUUGCCCGUAACUCAGAUAGUGAUCACUGACACAAACAGAUCAAAUUCUGAGGCUGCUUGGAAAAUCGGCCCUUUGCGUUGCUAUGGAGACAGGCAGUUCUGGAACGCCGCUUCCUUCAACACGGAGGCCGCCUACCUGCACUUCCCCACCUUCCACGCUGAGGUCAGCGCAGACAUCUCCUUCUUCUUCAAAACUACUGCCAUCUCCGGGGUGUUCUUGGAAAACCUUGGGAUUAAAGACUUCAUACGAGUUGAAAUUAGCUCCCCCAAAGAGAUCACAUUCUCCAUAGAUGUUGGGAAUGGCCCCACAGAAGCCACCGUGCAGUCUCCCACACCCCUGAAUGACAACCAGUGGCACUAUGUCCGAGCAGAGAGGAACCUCAAGCAAACCUCUCUCCAGGUGGACAGCCUCCCCAGGAAGGUCCUGGAGGCACCUGCUGAGGGACACUUCCGCUUGCAGCUCAACAGCCAGUUAUUUGUAGGGGGAACAGCUUCCAGACAAAAGGGCUUUUUGGGAUGCAUUCGAUCUCUGCAUUUAAAUGGACAGAAACUUGACCUUGAAGAGAGAGCUAAAAUGACACCUGGUGUUAAACCUGGGUGUCCAGGACAUUGCAGCAGUUAUGGUAACCUGUGCCAUAAUGGAGGGAAAUGUGUGGAGAAGUAUAAUGGUUACUCCUGUGAUUGUACCAACUCAGCCUAUGAAGGACCUUUCUGCAAGGAAGAGGUUUCUGCAUUAUUUGAAGCUGGCACUUCCAUUACCUAUAUUUUCCAAGAACCUUAUCCUGUCACAAAAAAUGCAAGCACCUCAAGCUCUGCCAUUUAUGUGGAUGCUGUCAUGUCCAAGGAAAAUAUUGCAUUUAGCUUUCUUACGGCACAUACUCCAAGCCUUCUGCUGUACAUCAACACGUACUUUCAUGAAUAUUUGGCUGUGAUUCUCUCCAAGAAUGGAAGUUUACAGGUCCGAUACAAGCUGAGUAAGGAUGGCCUCCUCAUUUUCACCAUUGACUCUGGAAAUUUUGCCAACCGAGAGCUGCACCAUGUGAAGAUUAACAGAGAAGGCAGAGAGCUCACCAUUCAGGUUGAUCAAGUUCUCAAACUCAAACACAACUUUUCUGAGAUUGAUUUUAAGGCCAUUAAAUCACUCACCUUGGGCAAGUUCACAGAUAGUUUGUCACUGGACCCUGAAGUCUCAAAGGCAAAUGCCUAUGGUUUCACUGGCUGCCUGUCCUCUGUUCAGUACAACCACAUUGCUCCCCUGAAAGCUGCCUUACGCCAUCCCAGCGUUGCUCCCGUGACUGUCACAGGCUCCUUGACUGAAUCCAGCUGUGCAUCCAUAAUGGAAGCUGAUGUGAACACAGUAACCACGAUAUAUUCCUCAUCGGAUACUUUUGGGAAGACAGAUGAAAGAGAGCCUCUCACCAAUGCAGUCAGAAGCGAUUCAGCUGUGAUUGGAGGUGUAAUAGCAGUUGUGAUAUUCAUCAUCUUUUGCAUCAUUGCCAUCAUGAGCAGAUUCCUCUAUCAGCACAAACAAGCACAUCGAAGUAGCCAGACAAAGGAGAAGGAAUACCCAGAAAACCUCGAGAGCUCCUUUAAAGCUGACAUUGACUUGCAGAACACAGUGAGCGAGUGCAAACGGGAAUAUUUCAUCUGAUGGACAAUGCAAUUUCUUCUUACUCUUACUCCCCUAACCUUCCUUCCUUUAUUCCCUUCUUCCUUCCUUUUUUCUUUUUGUAAUUUUUUUUUUAAACAGUCAUUUUUUUGCUAACUUCUUUUUCAUUUGGAAAAGACCGCCCUGCACAGGAAACACUGGCAACAAUCACAGUGCCUCAUUCUCUGCACAAGAACCUGGCAGUCACAGUUUACUUCUGCAGCUCAAGGGACCUGCUAUCCCACCCUACACAAAAUAAGAUCCACAUGCACACCUGGUUUCUGCUGUGGGUUCCUGGAUAUUUCAAAGUCCCCACAUUUGUUUUGGUUUUUCUCUGGACCCAUUUAAUUCAUCACUUACACUAGAGCUGGACUAUGUAAAGUAAAGUAGCUGAACACGUAGCUCUACAGAUACUGGGACAGGAUAGAGGGAAAGAACUAGACCAAAAUGCCUGAUUUAUUUUACAGGCUCAUUUACAGCAGUCAUAAAGAACUGGCCAAAUUCUCAAAUGAUAUGAAUUGAUAUAUAUCUAUUGAUUUCAAUGGUGUUACAUUAAUUUAUACCAGUUGGGAAGCUGGUAUGAGGUAAGGAAAAAGAAAACUGUCCUCAUUAAGCUCCUUCCCCCAACCUCCUGUCCUUUUACUGUAACUUUUAGGCUUAUCAGUACUUUUCCAACAAUAUAUGUAUCAACAAUAAAUGUCAUUCCCAUGCAUCUCUUUCACCUCCAUCUCAUAAGGCUGGCUAUGUAGACCCAACGUACUCUAGCGUAACUCUAGCUGAAGCAUGGAAAAUAGUAGCUUGAAUCUCCAAGGGUUUUAGGAAGCUGCUAGGACUUAGGUGCUCUAUAUUUGUCUGAAAUGUUAGAAACGCAGCAUAUACCUGUUCAUGCCAUAUGGAGGGAGGAUUAUCACACGCUGAGGUUAAACACUGUUGCCACUGUGGCAAAGACAAAGUACAUAGACGAGAAAAAACAAAAAUAGUUCAAUCUUAAACAUGAGUCACACCUUCCGCCAGUUCUUCUAAAAAAGAAAAAAACGCAGCUACUCAAAAAAAAAAAAAAAAAAAAAAAAAAAAACAAAACAAAACUGCAUGAAAGAUUGAUUGGUAUUUCCUGUUUGUAGAAAUUGGAGUAUCUUCUCCAAAGCUAAAUAGAGAGAGGUCUGAUGUCACAUCUAAAAAUGUUAAUAUUUGAUCAACCCUGUUUACAAGGAAGAACAUUAGGGAAACAAGUUUAAAAAGAUCCCAAAUACUCUACUUCGAAUUAAUCUUCUGUGCUGUUUUUAUAAAUUCUUUUGUCCUUAGCUGAUUGGGAACAAUACUGAAGACUCGAAUCCUGCCAGUUUUACUUGUGCUGUAUGGUUUCAGUGUGAGGCUCAAAAAACCUUCUUUUCAGUCACAGACAUCCUAAGGGUGAGAAAUGGAGAAGUCCUACCAAGGGAGGUUUUUCACACCCUGCUUGUGUAUGUGUGACAUACUGCCUUCACAGGGCUUCUGAAGAUUAUAUAGAAUUUGCUGUCAGACUUGAAGGUUUCAGACAGUUUAAUCAAUCCAACAGCUAAGAAAAAAAAUAUUAAUUCAAGACAAUUUAUUGUGCAGCUGAAUCUCUUUCUUUGCCCCCUACAGCCUUCUGCAGUCAUCCUGGGGUUUCCGCAUGGUGAUCCUUUUUACAUAGAUUAAAAACAAAUGAUAACCCACAGCAAACUAGAGAUGAGGUAAUACAUGCAACAGGUGCUAUUUUUCCAGGCAGUGCAUUGCAGGGGUAUGUAGCUAGCUAUAUUUUUGAUGGGAGGAGGGGACAGACAAAGAAGAAUAAAUAAAUGACAGUUUGGAUAUGGUAAUUCUUCACCACUUCUUUUGGAAGUAGCAUCUGGUGAAGAGAAAGCAGUCUUGGAAUGAUACCACUCUCACGUGAAGAGGACUAUGUGAGGCCAGCCCCAUAACCAGAACUCUAACCAAGCAAUUUUAUAAAGCUAUUCAUAUUGAAAUUAGUAUUGGUGCCAUUCUUCCUCGACUGUGGACGACAACAGCCCUUUUGCUUCAUGCUGGCUGUUUGCAUGAUACAUGAUUACCUGAGAGUGUUUCUGCAUGAUGAGAUGUAUAAUGGUGGACUCAUUAGCUGUGUUCCCUUUAUGUUGCUUUAUCUUUUGCAGUGAAGUCCUGGCAAAGCAAUUCUCUUUUCUCCUUCCUUCCCUCCCUCCCUUCCUUCCUCCCUCCCUCCCCCAGAUAAAGCUGCUUUGUUUGGCAUAGCAGGAGGGGAGGAAUAAGCAAGCACAUGGGCUUCUCUGCCUGUUUUUGAGUCAUCUUACUGAAAUGGCCUCUGUAUGAGACAUCUCUGAAGUCCUAAUAUACUUAAUUGUUCAUGAAGAAUGGAAUGGGAAGGAGGGGAAAGCCCACAGGUGUGUAUUUUUCUCUAGCCAAACUAACAGAUACAACUCAUUCUUCUGCUUUCCUACAUGUUAGUUUCCAGGAAUAAAUUACUACAAAGUGCAACAAUAAAGCGCUAAUCAGCUCCAGCAGUGGAGUAGCUGGAAAAGGGAGACUGAGCAAUGAAGCAGAGUCCUCUCAUUUCUCAAGUGACUAAGUUACUUUGAGCCAUCUUAGGGCCUGAUUAUGCAAGAUGCUGAGCUUUCUCAAGGCAGAUCAAGUUCCCAUCACCAGAUGUAGAUAUUAGUGUUGCUGCGAAUAUUUCAGAUACAGCUCAGUGGCUGAGUCCUGGGCCAGAGAGGGGGUGUAGUGGCAUUCUGUGUGCAAGCCCAGACCUGGCAAUACAGUGUAAGUUGUUUCUUUGUCCAUUUUUCCUGAUCAUUUAAUAUAGCCCAGGCUGGUAAAACUCCUUGAAAAUUUAGCUACGUUGGUGUGCAUCUGUAAAAAGAAUGAACUGCACAUAUAUAAAUACAUGCAUAGGUAUAGAGAAACACAUGCUUUAUACCUAUGGAUGUAAUGAAAUGUGACUAUUUAUAUGCUACAGGGCUGGACAAAUGAACACACUUGUAUGGACUUGCCAUUUAAAAUCCUAUCUUCUAAAUCAGGAUGUCAAUAUUCUUAUUAAAAGUUAGCUAAAAGAUACUGUAUGAAAUACCCUAAUAUUAACUCCUUUUUCUUCUGUUGUUUUUUUUUUUUUUCUUUUUUUUGUUAUAAUGCUUUCUUUAGUGAGGGCAUAAUCUGAUUAACUUCAGUACCAGUUAAAGGCAACUGAAAAUAAUUUUUUAAAAAAAAGAAGAAAUGCAAUUUUGAAAAAAUCUGCCAGCGUUAAAAUUGCUUUUAUUUUCCACAGUUCAAAUUAGACCUUUUUUCCCACCUAUUACAAACCAUUUCUGCUAUUUUCAUUAAAAUUUCUCUUUAAAUGGGGAGGUCUUUCCUUUUUUCUUUUAGCUAUCAUUCUAGAUAACAUUUUUCAGUAAACAUAGGGAAUAAUACUUUUUAUAUAUAAAAUUUCAGGAUUUAUUUUAAUGGAAAACCUGAGAAUGUCAAAGAAUUGUUUGGAGGUGGUGUUUGGUUGUUUGGGUGUUCUUCCUUCUGCCAAGAUAAGUUUCAUAACAAAAGCAGGGGCUGGUAGAAGAUACCAUGUCUCUUUUUUUCUCCUGGUGAUUACGGUAUGUAACCUCUGAAAAUGAUUAUUGCUAGGCAGGGAUUUUUAGGCUAUGAAAUUUCUAAGUCAGUUAGAUAUGGAUUUAGACACUGAAAUUUCCUGUUUUCCAGAAAUGACUUGGCCAGUAACAGCCAUGAUUAUAAAGAUAUUUAGUCAUGCAAAGUCUGAGUUGGAUGCCUAGAAGGACUGUCUGAGAACGCUGGUGUCUGGCUAUAGAAAACAAAUGAAGGCUGUUGGAAAGCUAAAUCCUACUAAUUUUCAGUGAGAGGUAGGCUGCCACCUGAGUGAAGUGUGGGCUUUCAAAGGAAUUUAGUCUCAUGAGGAUGUGGAUCAAUGCUUAAGUGACUAAACAAGAUGAGCACUUGACUUAAAUUAAUUUCAGUUGGAUUUCUGCUUCUGCCUUGCUGUGAAAUAUUUUAAAAUACUACAAGACAUUUAAAUACUUUUGAAAAUUGAGUCCCAUUACUCUUUUGGAAAUAAAGCGUUGGUCCUAAGUCACCUAUGUAAUUUGCGGUAAGUAUUUCAUCUGUCCUUAUUCACUCGCUAGAGAGAAGACAGUGUGAGUGGUUUGAAUAAAUUUUUAACGUGUACACUUUUUUUUCUUUUUCUUGUUCUUGCCAUGGCACAGCACUUAAGGUAUGUCUGCAGUGAAAACAAAGCCAAACAAAAGACAGGCUUUUAACUCACAUUGGCUAAACCAGGAUUCUCAUCUGGGUGAACUAGCUGUGAAAACAAACCUUUUAGGGCUGUACUGUUAUCAGAUUGUGUUCAGUCACAAGAUUCCCCUGACGUUUAAGUUAAAACUGAUAGCCAAAAUACAAACAUGACAUGCUUUCUCUCUGCUUUAUUUUAACCUGAUCUAGCCAGACUUAACCCAUCCUAUUUAACAACUGCUCAAUUUUUACAGUGUAAACCAAAUCCUUAUUUUAAUGAGAUGUUUGUCUAUAUUAAGCAUUUAGCUGAUCGGAUAUUACACAUAUUGGGUGAGGAGCAAUCAAUACAUCAUAUAGUUUCCCUGUGGUGAGGGGAUAUGAAUCUUCUCCUGAUGAAGUCAGCUGUCGAUUUUGCUGAGCGUAAGAUUGAGUCCUAGACCUAUGGAAGCACUUGAAGAUUGCUUUUAUCUGAGUCUUUUGGGUUUGUUUCAUUUUGCAUUUGGUUUUACAGGCUGCCUAUUUUACACUUGUCAUCGAGCCCUGUCCUGUGGUCAGUGAGGACAGGGCAAAUAUCUCAGCCAUCCUUUAAGAUUCAAUUAAUCACUCUCUAGAGGUGCAUCUUUCUCUCCCUUGAUUAUAGAGACAGGGUAGGCUCCGGGUAAUAGGUUAGCUACUUCUAGUAGAAUUUGCCUACAUACAGGAAUUUUACACUAGUUUUGCAGCUCCAGUAGACACAUCUCCAUAGGUCUUAGAAGAGACUUGUUUUUAUGCCAGCUGGGAUCAAGGAAGGACAUCUCCUAGCAUCUAAAAUUAUACUAGACAACUCUGCUUAGGAAAUGCAUGUCUCUACUUAUAGCUGAAUGCAUGAAAAUAAGGUGUCAAAGCACCCAUUUGAGUCAGUGGCGAUCCGAUCAGUAAUCUGUGGGGCUUGGGAGAGGAUAGCUCUCCUUCCAGUCUAUUCUAGAUCCAAGAUCCAUUCAUUGCCUUGUGGGAGCUUUGGCAGAUAGCAUACAUGUAGACAGAUCUACACAGAUCUCAUAAUCUAAACCUAACUCAGACUUAUAAGAUGCCUUUCUAGCCCUGUGUGUCUGGUGCCAUCUGAGAUGAACUAGAGUAUCUCUGCAGCUCCAGUAAGGAUGCAAGCCUCCUGUCUGUCAUGUCUUGUAUCUGCUAGCCCCAAGCAGAUAUGUCUCAUAGCUGUUGGCUUUUCAAAUUAUAGUAAGUGCCCAUCCAGAAGCCCUAAGUUCUUAAUGAGAUGAAUCCCUGAAAAAAAUUCCAUUUUAGGAACAAAAUCAACGUUCCAUUCCAGCAGUGUAAGCCAAUCAGUUGAAGUAUGUCCUUCACCUCAGUUUAACAAGAAUGUAACAGGAGGCAGAAUUUGACUCCUUUGUGCUCCACCGUCUCAUGCCAUUGUUUGUUGCCGUCACCUACACAAAGGUUACACUGAAGAUGACCAGUUUCAAGUAUUGUUCUGCACUGCCAGCUUUUCACAGACACAAAAGGGGUUUAUUUUUUUAUUUAUUUAUUUAUUUUUCAAAAAGCAGCACUUUCUAAAAGGCUUGAGCAAAAGCUGAGACUUUGUGAAGCUCUCUGAGACAAAUGCUAUUGCAAAGCUUUCAUGCAGUUUUGUAAUGACUACUUAUCAAACAAGCCAAGUGAUACAGUUACAUCCCUGCCAAACCAAGGGCCUUAUCCAGAGUCUUUUGAGAUUGGUGGGAGGCCUCUUGGUCGACUACAGUUAGAGUUGCACCAUGCCCUUGGGGACUUCAGGGGUUUUCUUCACAAGUUACUAUCACAGCUUCAAAGCAUGAUUUGUUCCCUUUGGUUCUGCACUUUGCUGCACUUCCUUUCUCAAUGAAAAGUUCUUCACAUCCCCUUUUGGUGUGGGCGGCCCCCUCCUUCAUGCUCCUUUUGUACAUGAAACUUCUAAACACAGUCUUCUUUUGGAUCUGAAGUAGCUUUUUUCCUUUGGUUGGUUAUUUUGAGUCAUGCAUAUAGGAGUUUGGGAUAUUUCUAUGUAUUGGUACUUAUUUUUGUGAUCUUUUGCACUAAGUUAGUCUGACAAAAACAAAAACUGGAAAAAAAAAAAGCACACUUUCUGGUGAACUAUUGUAAUUUGUAAGCUCGUUGUUUGUUGUUUGUAAUGUACUGAGUCUACAAGCCGAGCUAAGGAAAGAUUAAGGCAACAGUUUGUGUUGACAGUGUCACUCCAUAUCUACUUCAUCUCUGUUUUCUUUUUCUCUCCUUUUUUCUUUAACAUGUGGGGCUAUCAAAUUGGUGGUAGUUGGCAGAGGAACUUGUGUUACAAUUCUAACUAAGGUUAUGUUUUUUCUCCUGGCAGUCACAGAAACCAGAAAUUUGAAGAAAUUGCAUGAUUCUCAAAAUGUCAUCCGGGUGCUCAGCCAGAAAGGAGACUGCACUCCACCGUGGAGAUGUAGUCACCGUGGAGAUGUAGUCACCUAAAGGUGGUGACCUGUAAGGGGGAAUGGUGACAUUAAUUCUCCAAAUGACAAUUGCAAUGAGGCGGUGCAGGAGGCAAAAGCUCUCAGAAAGGUUAUGCUGUUGGAAACCAACCAUGGUAACCAUCAGAUGGAUAUGAGGGUUUCAGGUCUUUUUCCACAAUUCAUUUUUGCCAUGGAAUGAAUUACUAGUUAGCCUGCCAAAACAUAGCCUUAAUUGUCCUGAUGAUCUGUAAAGUAUUGGAGAUGUACUUCAAACAUCGGAGAGGAUUUCAAACCUCUGACUGAUACUAAUCUGAACGUCUCCAGUUAGAUCACUGGAGCUCUCCCUGAUACCCCAAAGAAGAAUUGGGGAUGGUUUCCCUCAAACAAUCGUAACAUUUAAUGAAAUGUUGGGUACAACAGGUUAUCCAAAGAAUGGUGUUUGCUUAGAAACUCUCCUCUUUCCAUCCCUUCCUCUCUUAGGAUGCUUGUGGCAGCUUUUUUCUAAACUACUGACUGCUGUUCACAUUGCAACACCAUUUGCUUCUUGAUAUGCCGGUCAUCACUCUCUUCAUGGAUUUCAAUCCCACAACCCGAAAGACAGUCCUUCUGAUAAUGAUUUCUGCAUGGGAAAUUAUUUACUCACUUUUGCAUGCCCUUUACAGUUCCUUCUUGCAUCAUUUAGGCAAACCAUUUUCUGAUGUGUUUUGUCAUUGCUGCCAAAGCUGAGUAGGCAUAUCGUUAAGAAAGAAAACUGAUUGCUUCUGAGGUAAAGCUUAGAUACAGCCAGUCGCAGCCUCACAUCCCAUUCAAGACAGAGGAGUACUUGGACACCCAAGCCCACUCCAUGAAAUUUCAGACAGAGGUUAGGAGAAUAAGCAGGUACAUGUUUUUUCAGGCAUCCAGCCAUAAAAAUCACUACUCUGUGAGUUUUGCAAAUGAAACAUUUAACAUAGACCAUUAUAUCUAGAUGAUAGCAAGAAGCUCAACAUUGUAGUACCUGACCUGCUUUGAAAGGCACUUCGUAAAAGAAACAGAGCCAGCUUCAGACCUGGUUGUAAUCCGGUUGAGGUCAGUGUGGAUACAUCACACAGAUGAAUUAAGCCUUGGAUUGCCCUAGGCAAGGGCAGUGAUGAUCUUCUGCAAACUGGGGCUGACAUAUAUGAAUUCAAGUCAGGACCUUAUAUUUGUCAUCCCCUACUGCUGUCAACAAGACUUGCAUUCACUGCAAUUGUGUGUGUCUUCUAGCAGAAUUGUGGAUAAAACUUGGGAUAAGGCAAUGAACUUCAGCUCCACUUAAGCCCAUGACAUAGCUUAAGUCACCUUCAGGAGUUUCUGGAAACGUGUGUAGGAGGAAGGGUGAUCUGUGGGUGGUGUGUUCCCAACUAACUUGGGAGCCCACCCACUGACUUUGGAAGGAUUUUACAGGGUUUUAAUGGAGUCCACCCCUGGGUGGACUGUGGUAAACUGUAUCCUACUUGAAAAAUGAAGGCACCCCCUCACAAAAAAAAAAAAAAAAAGGGCAAAAAGCAGCUUCACAGGCUGUGAAAGCUAGCUGACAUUAAAUAAUUGUAAUAAUAAAAAAUUGGCUCUUUCUACAGAUGAGCCCUUCAUCAUUCAUUUUACUUUGUUCUACUCAAAUUGUAUUAAAUAAAUCUCUCAGAACACUGCUCAUUUCAGUAGCAAAGCAGGAAAAAAAAAAGACUUUUUUUUUCUUUUAAUGGUCCGUCCAAGGGUAAUGCAAGAGUCUCUCAGUUACAGUAAAAAGCAAAAUGGAGAUUUAGAUUAUUCCCCUUUCACUAUCUGGUUUUCUAAAGAGAAUUCCACAGGACGUUGCCUCAGUCCACGUCAGUUUUGUAGACAAUGUAACAUGUCUUAAUACACUGUUCGGGGAUUGAAAAAAUUUAGCCUUAGCUUCUUUUGUUUUCUAUGGUUACUGUUGUACAGAAGAAAGACUUAAACUGUAAAUAAUGUAUAUUUAAUAAAAAGAGACUUUUUGUAUGAUUUUGUGUGGAAGACAAA
Messenger RNA from Aquila chrysaetos chrysaetos, 12897 nucleotides. RefSeq names its product contactin associated protein family member 5 (gene CNTNAP5). The record is from RefSeq and is a predicted model, not a curated record. NCBI's taxonomy places the organism in Eukaryota, Metazoa, Chordata, Aves, Accipitriformes, Accipitridae. The transcript is spliced from 24 exons. Bases 275 to 4195 code for a protein of 1306 amino acids.